Molecule: messenger RNA, 2146 nt
Organism: Trematomus bernacchii (emerald rockcod)
Lineage: Eukaryota; Metazoa; Chordata; Actinopteri; Perciformes; Nototheniidae
Gene: sgf29
Product: SAGA complex associated factor 29
Cellular component (GO): SAGA complex
Source: RefSeq, a predicted model, not a curated record
AUGCUGAGUUGGAGGAAUUAUAUAUCACUAUAUUAGCCUAUAUUUUGUCAUUUUAAUCUGAAUCUGCAGAGUAGAUUAAACUGUCAGAUGAAUGUAUUUAAAUAAAAGGAGUAGGAGUAUAACGUUGCAUACAAAUAGUAAUACUCAGGUUUAGUACCAGCAACAAACAUGUUGUAUGUCAAACUUGCAGUUCCCCUUCCGGCCAUCCGGUGGCGGUAUGUGAAACUGGUUCGCAUUUACAACACCAACGAAGAAGAAGAAGCUAAUCUGUGGUGUUAGCAAACCGACAACAAAUAAACAGAAAAACUUACACGGUAGCAAAAUGUCAGCGGAUACUAAGAUUGCCGAGCUGCUCACAGAGCUCCAUCAGCUCAUCAAACAGACCCAGGAGGAGAGGUCACGCAGUGAACAUAAUCUGCUCAACAUUCAGAAAACACAUGAGAGGAUGCAGACGGAAAACAAAACUUCUCCAUAUUACCGCACCAAGCUCAGAGGACUGUACACCACAGCCAAAGCAGAUGCUGAGGCAGAGUGCAGCAUUCUGCGCCAUGCUCUCGAUAAAAUUGCAGAGAUCAAGUCGUUGUUGGAGGAGAGGAGAAUAGCUGCUAAGAUGGCGGGGGUGUACAGCGACAGCGACCCUCCCAGGAAGACGAUGCGGCGCGGCGUCCUGAUGACGCUCCUCCAGCAGUCUGCCAUGACGCUCCCACUGUGGAUCGGCAAGCCGGGGGAGAGCCCGCCCCCUCUGUGCGGGGCGACCCCUGCCAGCAGCGAUUACGUGGCCAAACAGGGCGACAAGGUGGCGGCGAGGGUGAAGGCCGUGGACGGAGACGAGCAGUGGAUCCUGGCCGAGGUGGUCAGCUACAACCACUCCACCAACAAGUAUGAAGUGGACGACAUCGAUGAAGAAGGCAAAGAGAGACACACUCUGAGCAGACGGAGGAUCAUCCCUCUGCCUCAGUGGAAGGCCAACCCGGAGACGGACCCAGAGGCUCUGUUCAGUAAGGACCAGCUGGUGCUGGCCCUCUACCCCCAGACCACCUGCUUCUACAGGGCCCUCAUUCACACCCCCCCACACAGGCCUCAAGACGACUACUCGGUGCUGUUCGAGGACACGUCGUACGCAGACGGCUACUCCCCCCCGCUCAACGUGGCUCAGAGAUAUGUGGUCGCCUGCAAAGAGAACAAGAAGAAGUGACCAGCGACGGGAAAUCACAGAUGAUUUCUAUUUUUGUAGGAAAAGAUGCUCGGAAGUAUUUGUCAAAAAACGAAAUAGGCUUUUGGAGCAGAUUCACCAGGUCAUAAAACACCUGAACAGACAUUUUAAUACUUGUCAUCUUUUUAAUGAGACUGUCAAUAUCAGCACCAAGACCAUGAGGAGUGAACCUGAACGUCUCAUUGGGAAAAAAAUGUAACUGUGUCCUAAAUUUAUACUGCAUACUGUAGUCGUGUGUUCACAGGGGAAAAGUGACAAAUAAAGUAUUAAAGACUGUCAAUACUGACUUAAGUGUGCUGUUGACACACUAUUUUCACACAAUGCAUUGCACAAAAGCGCUGAAGGAGCUACUCAAAAAUAGUUGAGAAUGAUGUGUUUGUAGAUCAGUUCAUUAAAUAGUAGUUUCAACUCUGAGAGAAAAAUGUGAAAAACUUUUUUUUGUUUUUGAACAGACAAGACACUAAUAAACUAAAACAGUGAGGAAUGCAACAUUGAAACAGUAAAACAAAUGUGGAGUAAGAUAUAUAGUAGGAGUUAUACAUUCAAAUAAAAUUAUGUAUUGCAGGUAUUCUAAUGCAGAAUACAAAUAAAAGAAGAUGGAGGGGAAAAAAACAUCAGACACCCGCUUCCAUUAAAGCUGACCUCCUUCAAUUGCUUGUGUAAAACUGCGUUGUAUUUAUGUAUUUUGUAAUUAUUGCAGUAACCAAAUGAAAUGUAUAUUACUGUAUGCAUAAUUCAUUUGGACACAGAAGUUGUAUUUUAUUUGGACAUUUUCCCCAGCCAGGAGCAGCAUCUAGUGGCCAGUAAAGGAACGUUUUACUCAUGAACCUGCGGUGGUUGAUCUCCCUUUGAGAGCCCAAACUGUUUAUUUUAUAACUGUAAAGUGUUGAUAAUUGUUGUGUGAAACAGAAACAAAGAUGUUUUCAUGCGUCA